GAUAAUAUCCUCUAGACAGAGACACAGAACUGAGGAGUGGUGAUCAUGAGUUCAGUUUGGUCGAUGGCAAACGCAGACUUGAUUAGUUGAUAGAAUGACUGACUUCAAUUUGACAGUUUAGCCUACAGAGCCUCGGCAGACAAACAGAGAAAGAGACGGAGAGAGAGAGAGAGAGAGAGAGAGAGAGAGAGAGAGAGAGAGAGAGAGAGAGAGAGAGAGAGAGAGAGAGAGAGAGAGAGAGAGAGAGAGAGAGAGAGAGAGAGAGAGAGAGAGAGAGAGAGAGAGAGAGAGAGAGAGAGAGAGAGAGAGAGAGAGAGGGAGAGAGGGAGAGAGGGAGAGAGAGAGAAGGGGGUAAGGGUCAUCAUGGCUCCAGUAGAUGUGGUAGACUGGUCUCUAGCCUCGUCCUCUUCAUCCCCUGAGGUCUGCUUCGUCUCUCUCAUCCUCUUCCUCAUCCUCAACAUCACACUCCUCACUGUAUGUAUAAACUGCCGCAGACAAUCAGAUAUUCAGAUGGAUCCUAUAGACGGAGCACAGAUCGAGGCUCAGGAGGAAACUAAAGAUGCAAAGAAGUCCAACAGCAAGAACAAUAAAGGCGCCCAUUUAGCCACAGUUCACACCUUACCUUCAUGGAGGGACCAUAAGAACAUGCCUGAGAGCACACUCCCCUCGACCCUCGCCCGCAACCGGACACUCCCCUCGACCCUCGCCCGCAGCCGGACACUCCCCUUGGACUCCGCCCACAGCCGGACACCCCCCUUGGACUCCGCCCACAGCCAGACGCCCCCUUGGACUCCGCCCACAGCCGGACACCCCCCUUGGACUCAGCCCACAGCAGGACACCCCCCUUGGACUCCGCCCACAGCCGGACACCCCCCUUGGACUCCGCCCACAGCCGGACACCCCCCUUGGACUCCGCCCACAGCCAGAUGUCCACAAUAGAGCUGAAUUGGCUUACUGACUAAAGCACCGCUGGUCUCAACACAGAUACUCACACUACAAGCAGAAACAGGUGUGGUGGUUGGUGUCUAACUGGAUGAUUGUUUCAUUGAUUAAUUGAUUGACUGAUUUAAAUGAUUUGAUCAUUAAAAGUGCAUACAUUAAAGUGCAGUCAAAUACGUGAUUUUCCUUUUUUUUCUAAAUAUAUCCACACUAUGAGGCUGAAAUGACACCCCAACAUUAUAAUAUUGUCCUUUUUGUGUAAGAGCUCUUUGGAGAAAAAAAAACAAUGGACCAAUGAACGUUUAUCGUGUAUUUGCAUCUGAUUAUAAUGGACCAAUGAACAUUCAUCGUGUAUUUGCAUCUGAUUAUAAAGGACCAAUGAACGUUUGUCGUUUAUUUGCAUCUGAUUAUAAUGGACCAAUGAACAUUCAUCGUGUAUUUGCAUCUGAUUAUAAUGGACCAAUGAAGGUUUGUCGUUUAUUUGCAUCUGAUUAUAAUGGACCAAUGAACAUUCAUCGUGUAUUUGCAUCUGAUUAUAAGGGACCAAUGAACAUUCAUCGUGUAUUUGCAUCUGAUUAUAAUGGACCAAUGAACGUU
Molecule: messenger RNA, 1536 nt
Organism: Oncorhynchus keta (chum salmon)
Lineage: Eukaryota; Metazoa; Chordata; Actinopteri; Salmoniformes; Salmonidae
Product: fidgetin-like
Exons: 5
Coding region: 364-939 (191 amino acids)
Source: RefSeq, a predicted model, not a curated record